Molecule: messenger RNA, 2071 nt
Organism: Orbicella faveolata
Lineage: Eukaryota; Metazoa; Cnidaria; Anthozoa; Scleractinia; Merulinidae
Biological process (GO): DNA catabolic process
Cellular component (GO): cytoplasm
Molecular function (GO): nucleic acid binding; 3'-5'-DNA exonuclease activity
Source: RefSeq, a predicted model, not a curated record
UGUCGCUCCUGUGAAGCUACAAAAAUGGCAGGCAGACAGCCAAAACAACAUGAUUGCAGAAAAAACCACUCAGGUUCAUCCAAGGCCAAGGAGGCUAGUGAUGCAGUCGAACUUUUCACUAAUGUAACAAAAUCAAAUGUGAAAUUUUCCACAUACGCAAGGGAUGAUAAUUCCACUACUGAACUUCACUUAAAGCAAAAGGUGCCAUAUGGUGUAGAAAAGUGGUGACACUGUUCAUGUAAAAAGGUCCCUAACAACACGACUCUAUAAUUUAAUUCAGCGAAGCAAGUUUCCAAAUUGUUCAAUAUUGUCACAAUAAGUUUUCAAUUACCUUGUGAAGUGCUUUACACAUUGCAUAGCACAAAACAAGGGAAAUCAUUCAAAAAUGAAAACUGGAAUGCAAAACAUAGUUCCCCAUGCAUUUGGUGAUCACCAUGGCUGCGAUGAAUCCUGGUGUGGUUCUAAGAAAGAUCCUGAGCAUUAUAACCACAAAGACCUUCCCUAUGGCAAAGACCUCCAUGGAGACAACCUUAAAUCGGCACUGACAUCCCUGUUCGGAGAAUACAGCACUGAUACUGUCAUUCGAAAAUUGGUUCCUGCUGCAAAUUCUCAGUGCAAUGAAUCCCUGAACAGUGUGGUGGGCUCUAAAAACCCCAAGAUUCGUUAUUAUGGAGGAAGUGAAAGUAACGACUUUAGAGUGUCCUGUGGAAUAUCACAAAUUAAUUUAGAUUAUGCCUAUAUUCCCCACACUUUGGAAGCCCUCAACAUAGAGCCGGGAUUUUUCUGCAAAGAAUUUAACCGAAUAAUGGAAAGGAAAACCACAAUGGACAAAAACAGAAAAUCAGCAGUCAUAUUCAAACGACGUAGAUCACAGUUGAACAAACAAAAAAUUUCAGAUACCUCCAAGAAAGAGGCAAAGGAAGGUACAAUGUACCAAAGUAACAUUGGUCUGAACCUUACUCCUGAAACAACAACCGAACUAAACACAGUCUCUGAACUUUGCAGUGUAAAUACUAUGGUUGCAAAAAACCAGCAAGAAGAAUACGAGAAAAUAGUUCCAAACAACAUCCAAAGACCGUCAAUCAAAAAGGAAAAAUACGAUGACAGUACCUUUUAUAAUUUCGUGUUGUUUGAUACUGAGACAAAUUCAACUAGCAAAUUAGCCGAGCUCUGCCAGCUUGCAGCAGUGGACAGGUCAGGGAAAAGUUUUUCGUGCUAUAUUCUUCCAAAAAAAGACAUGGAUGCUCAUGCUUCAAAAGUAAACAAUCUGACAAUAAAGACUGUGAAUGGGAUCCGCACUCUUUGCAAGGACAAUCACCCUGUAACAGUUUUUCCUUUAGAGGAAGCACUUACGCAAUUCUUACACUUUUUGAAGGCGAGUACCACUGAGGCUUCGAAGCGCACCACAAAAAAAGUUUGCACAGUCUUAGCAGGACAUAAUGCCGCCACAUUUGUUGUCCCUAUACUUCUUCGGAACGGUGGACACAAUUUUGUUGCCGAACUCACUUCUGAGAACAUCAGGUGUGCCGACACUCUUUUACUGUUUAAAUCACUUAUAAAGGACAAGCACUCAUCUCUCCAAAAUGAACAAGGCCAAUUUCCAAAGCCAAACCAAAGUUCUCUUUACGAACACCUAUUUAAGGAAACCUUUGAAGCCCACGACGCCCUGGAAGAUGUCUCUGCCCUCCGUAGAAUCUUGUUUUCCUCCAGACUAGCUCUUUCAAAUGAAAUUAUCGUAAACAGAAGCUCGUUGAUCUCUGUGAAAGAUGCUACGGAAGAUAUGAAAUACCUCGACGACCGCCACAACCGACUUCUGUCUUAUAGAGGAAAGUUGUACCAUCCAGGUCACCAAGAUAGCCCAGUAAAACAGAACAUCUCAAAGAAAAUGGCUGGAAGUGGUCUUGAAUACGAAGAUUUCCAGAAUUUGUUCCAAAGAUUUGGGAGAAAAGGGCUUGUUGGCAUUCUGUCAAAGCCGCCAUUGUCCGCUCGCUCGUCGGCGCCAAGAGUCACACGAACAACAAGAAUAGUACUUGCAAUUGAGAAACAUUUCGAGGAAAUUUCAAAGAAUUAA